Trachymyrmex septentrionalis is the source of this 2667-nucleotide messenger RNA. Its product is annotated as broad-complex core protein isoforms 1/2/3/4/5. Gene Ontology annotation, molecular function: protein binding. The record is from RefSeq and is a predicted model, not a curated record. Bases 309 to 1421 code for a protein of 370 amino acids. Gene Ontology annotation, cellular component: nucleus. Gene Ontology annotation, biological process: regulation of transcription by RNA polymerase II. NCBI's taxonomy places the organism in Eukaryota, Metazoa, Arthropoda, Insecta, Hymenoptera, Formicidae. The transcript is spliced from 5 exons.
AUGUUUUCCUAAGGGAUUCUUGUUCUUUUUCGAACGAAUAUUUCUGAAAGGAGUUAGCGGCUACCUGGGAGACCUUCACCCGUGAGUGCGUUCGUGGUUUCGUUCAAAUCGUUAAGCGGGCGAAGUUAACGCGAGAACGAAGUCGAGGCGCGGUGCGGCGUGGCGUUCUGCGUCGCUUUCAAUCGCUUUUGCCCAUCGAGACGGAGGAGCGACGCUCGUCGGCGUGGGAAGUACUGCGUGAAAAGAUCAAGAAAGGCGAACGAACGCACGAAUCGCGAGUGCAACUUGUUCUGCACUAAGCUGCUAUCAUGGAAUCUGGAAGUAACCUGCCCAAUCCGGGCACUUAUCCCGGAGGAGAUCGUCAGCAGUUUUGUGUCUCUUGGAAUUCUCAUCAGUCGAACAUGCACAGUGCGUUUCCAAAAUUACUCAGCUCGGAACAGUUUGUCGAUGUGACUCUGGCUUGUGACGGAGGUUCGAUAAAGUGUCACAAGGUUGUAUUAUCCGCCUGUAGCGAUUACUUGGAGCGUCUUCUGUUGGAGAUCCCAUGUACUCAUCCUGUCAUCUUUUUGAGAGACAUGAAAAUGUGGGAGCUUCAAGCCCUGGUUGAAUUUAUGUAUCGUGGGGAGGUGUAUGUGGAACAACAACAACUCGCUACUUUAAUGCAAGCAGCGGAAGUUUUGCAGGUUCGUGGCUUAUCCACUCAGGGAUGCGAUAACACGGUGAAUGAGAGCAAUACACAAUCAUGUGAUUCUAAUGCACCUGUCACUCCGUCGACUCCUACUCCCGGUGACAGCAACUUCAAGGUGGAGACUUCAUCUAAUGAUGAAAGUACCUCUGACUUUAUCUCAUGUACGGCAAUGGCUAGCACAGGAAACAACUCGUCCUCUAUUACACCUCCUGUUUCACAAAAUCCUAACUCCUCCAACUUCGUAAACAUGGAACAUAGCGAAGCAUUACAACAUUUAGAAAAAGCUCUUAGCGCUUGCGAAGCGACUCUUACCGAAACUACAGGAAUGGUAAAAAUGGAGCCGGAUGAGCAGUUUGUACAACAGCAGGAUGUCAAACCGUAUUCCAUUAGUAUGGUAUCCAGUAAUAAUUGCAAUCCUAGCAGCCCAUUCCCUGCGAUUGAAGGUGAGCUUACAGGUUAUCAAAGACGACAAAGGCGUUCGGAAGAGGAACUCAAGCAAGCUUCGGACAUGGUGGCACGCGGCAUGACGUUUCAAGUAGCUUCAGAAAAGUACAAGAUACCGAUCAGCACAAUUCGCUUUUACAUGGUCAGAAAGGGCAUUCUGCAGAGGCGAAAACGCGGCCGCGGAUCCAGCAAUCUUGGUAUGAAUAGCCAACCGAGUAGUCCGGCCAGUCCACCGUAUCAUAUGAUGAAUUACCGUUUGCCAGAGAGCCUAAAUUCCAGCCUACCGUAGUGCUGUACAAAGAAGUAGAAGACUGCCUGAAAAACCCAGUUUUUUUUAAGUACAAAGAUGCAUAUUAUUGUACCAUGGAUACUGAAGUACACUGGAAUAUAAUCGUAUACUUAGUAUGUAUUAUAUUAUAAUAAUUCUACGUAAAGCUAGCGGCAGAACAUACGCAAUACAUAAUUCGUGGUUCACCAUUCGUAUGACAUUUGCAAGUAAUACGGAAACAGAUGUUUGCUAGUAGAGCGAUUUUUCAACGAAAUCGAAAAUAUGAGAAUUAUUAAGAAUCAUUGGUGGUUGGAAUCAUCAUGGUCUUUGUUUGUACACUAUAGUGCAAACAAUAAACUACAAAUCAAGGACAAAUAUAGAGACAAAGAAGAGAUUUACUUCUCGGUCUUGUCAUUCAUAUGUUAUUUCCGAGUUUUGAGAAAUUGGAAUAUUAUUCCUCCCGUUGAGGUAGAACUAAAGAUGCAAACAAUUCAAGGCAACUUGAUAGUUGUCUCUCGGAAAAUUGAGAUGUAAGUGUUAGAAGGAAAUCAUUCUUAUACUCUUAACGUUCUUGAUUUUUUUAUAUUUGCGACAUCUUCCUUGAUUUACUCGGCUAUUUGGAAGGCGUUCUAUAUUUUUUUCAUUUUUUAAGCAUAUUUUUUCGUAUGACGGAUUUCCGCGAAUUUAUUGCGAAUCAGGAAUUGUGAAUCAUGAAUUUAUGCUAAUGCCACAGGAUAUGUGGUAGUUUUUAAAGAGACAGUUUAUAUAAAGUUUUUUGGGAUUUUUUUUCUUAAAUACAAUAGAGACAAAGAAUGAAGCUUGCGAUUUAUAAUUUAUAUAAUCAUAUUCUUGUUUCAUUUUAUCUCAAGCAGAAGAAAUGUUGAAUAGCUAUGACAUAUUGACGUUUCGUUCUUAGAGAAAAAGCUACAAUUUUUUUAAUGACAAUGCUUUAAAGCUAAGUUUCUAAUUUUUCUAAAAUUAUUUUUAGAUAAAAAUACACUGGAACCUCGAAUAGCAAACCUUGAAAUAGCGCAAAGAAUCCCUUUUGUGCUGUGAAUAGUAUGAGUGGGGAGUAACCAGUAGUCACUAAAAUCUUGAAUUUUUGAUUGUUUUGGAGUGAAGAGCAACUUUAUUAUAGACUCCCGAAUCGCACGUUAUUACGAGGUUUCAGUAUAAAUCUGUAUAGAUUUGAACUUUCAAUAUAAUCGUGCAAAUAACUUGAAAGAUCUUAAAUAAAAAAAGUAAAUUAAAUUUUUUCUUUAGAUAU